Messenger RNA from Orycteropus afer afer, 1710 nucleotides. NCBI's taxonomy places the organism in Eukaryota, Metazoa, Chordata, Mammalia, Tubulidentata, Orycteropodidae. The record is from RefSeq and is a predicted model, not a curated record.
AUGAAGAAUAUCCCCAAAUCCCACUUCACACAUUCUGGUUCUGGAAAGACAGAUGAGUAUCUCUUGGCCAGGUUCAAAGGCGAUGGUGUAAAAUACAAGGCAAAGCUAAUUGGUAUUGAUGAUGUGCCAGAUGCAAGAGGGGAUAAAAUGAGCCAAGACUCUAUGAUGAAACUGAAGGGAAUGGCAGCAGCUGGUCGGUCUCAGGGACAACACAAGCAAAGGAUCUGGGUCAACAUUUCACUUUCUGGGAUAAAAAUAAUUGAUGAGAAAACUGGGGUAAUAGAGCAUGAACAUCCAGUAAAUAAGAUUUCUUUCAUUGCCCGUGAUGUGACAGACAACCGUGCAUUUGGUUAUGUAUGUGGAGGAGAAGGCCAGCACCAGUUUUUUGCCAUAAAAACAGGACAACAGGCUGAGCCAUUAGUGGUUGAUCUUAAAGACCUUUUUCAAGUUAUCUAUAAUGUAAAGAAAAAGGAAGAAGAAAAGAAAAAGGCAAGUACUAUGCAAAACAGGCUUUAUUACAUUUAAGACUAUACAGGCAGUCCCCAGGUUAUGAACAAGAUAAGUUCCUAACUGUAUCUUUAAGAAUCUGGUGUUGACCAGAUGGAUUUGUUUGGGGACAUGUCUACACCUCCUGACCUAAAUAGCCCAACAGAAAGCAAAGAUAUCCUGUUAGUGGAUCUAAACUCUGAAAUCGACACCAAUCAGAAUUCUUUACAAGAAAAUCCAUUCUUAACAAAUGGCAUCACCUCCUGCUCUCUUCCACGACCAAAGCCUCAGGCAUCCUUCUUGCCUGAAAAUGCUUUUUCUGCCAAUCUCAACUUCUUUCCCACCCCUAAUCCUGAUCCUUUCCGUGAUGAUCCUUUCACUCAGCCAGACCAAUCGACACCCUCUUCGUUUGAUUCUCUCAAAUCUCCAGAUCAGAAGAAAGAGAAUUUGAGUAGCGUGUCUCCUCCACUAAGUAAUGGGCCCCUGAAUGGUGAUGUUGAUUACUUUGGUCAGCAGUUUGACCAAAUUUCCAACCGGACUGGCAAACAGGAGACUCAGGCAGGCCAGUGGCCCUUUCCAAGCACACAGACCCAGCCUGCUGUGAGAACUCAGAAUGGGGUAUCUGAAAGAGAACAGAACGGCUUCCAUAUCAAAUCCUCCCCGAACCCUUUUGUGGGAAGCCCUUCCAGAGGACUGUCAGUACCGAAUGGCGUAAAGCAGGACUUGGAAAGCCCUGUCCAGUCCUCACCACAUGACUCCAUAGCCAUUAUCCCACCUCCACAAAGUACCAAACCAGGAAGAGGCAGAAGGACUGCUAAGUCUUCAGCAAAUGACUUGCUUGCAUCAGACCCCUUUGCUCCUCCUGUCUCAGAAUCGCCAGGACAGACGUCACCUACGGGACAACCUGCAACCUUACCAACCAAUCCUCUGGAUCUUUUCAAGACAAGUGUUUCUGCCCCAGUGGGGCCCCUUGCAGGUCUAGGUGGUAUACCAGUUACACUUCCUCAGGCAGGACCAUGGACUCCACCAUCUUUAGUCUUCAAUCAUUAUGGUAGCCAGGCACCAUCCAGUUCUUCUGGUCUCCUGACAAAUGAGACAGUUGUUCACAGAGAACCACCAAAGCCAAUUCCCAGACAAGGUGUCCAGCCAGUUACCAAAUCUGCUGACAAUGCAUUCGAGAACCCUUUCUCUAAAGAUUCUUUCAGUUCAUCAGCACAAGCCCCU